This is a messenger RNA of Lutra lutra (Eurasian river otter), 7865 nucleotides long. It is a transcript of the gene SEMA6D, whose product is annotated as semaphorin 6D. Lineage: Eukaryota; Metazoa; Chordata; Mammalia; Carnivora; Mustelidae. Gene Ontology annotation, molecular function: semaphorin receptor binding; chemorepellent activity. Bases 3365 to 6625 code for a protein of 1086 amino acids. Gene Ontology annotation, biological process: axon guidance; semaphorin-plexin signaling pathway; neural crest cell migration. The transcript is spliced from 20 exons. The record is from RefSeq and is a predicted model, not a curated record.
UGAGUUUCCUAAUGGAAUGCGGAUAAUGGUGAUGCUUUAGGUCCUUCUGAACCAUUAGUGAUCAUUCCCCACAUCUGGCACAGACAAGCAACGAUUACUGUUUUCAAAUACAGAAGGCAAAUUCAAAGGCCAUGUUUUUGGCAACUGAAAAUCAUAGGACUUGAACCAGGAAUUUUUGGCUUUUUAAAAAUGUGACAAAAAGACUACUUCUCUUUGUCUGGAUUGUUAGAGUUUAACUCUUCCAUAAACCCUCGGACACGACAUCGCCUGGAGGUGUCCGAUGAGGCGGUUUGCUGGAUAUAAAACAGGGAGACGUGAGCUCCUUCACGUUGAGCAGCUGCUCUGGUUGUUGGCAGUGCUGGUCACCUGGACUCUGGGGACUUCUAGGUUCUGCGCUGUCUUCACCACUCUUAGAUCCCACGUCCCUUCAUUUAUCUGCUUCUUCUCUUCCAGGAAUAGUAACAGUAGUUCCUCCUUAGUCUUUCCUUUUCUGGGUAUUGUUCAUGUUCUUUGAAAACCUGAGAAAGGCACCACAGAGGUUGUCGAAAGCUGAGACUCCGUAGUGGCGGGAUCAGACAAGUCAGUGGAAUCUGGACAAACAUGCUCCACUUCUGUUAGCCCAGCCCAGAGGGCAGAACCAGGCAUGGACCCAGGCCCUAUUAUCCUGAACAGAAUGUCAGGCGCAGACCAUAUGGCAGCCCCAGCAGGUCAUCUGGUGGAAUAAGCCAGUGUUCCAAAGGCAGGCUGAGUCCUUUGGCAUCUCAGUCACGCCUUGGAACCCUGAGCUCUUCCUUUGUCUAGAAUGGUUCCUUUCCUGGAGGCCCGCGGGGAGCAGCUGGGCCUGGCUGGGGCUCCGGGUACGCAAGCUAACAAAAGAAGAGGCUUUUAAUUUCUCUUGUCACCAAGUUACGCUGGGAAGCCCUGCAGUCCUCCCUGAAAAAAAGACACGAUCUGUGUUCGUAUCUGCCACGAUAAUCUUCUGCUAAUUUUAUUUUUUCUUUUUCAACUGUAGAAGGUCCCUAUAUUUUGUGUUUUCGCAAAGCUAGUCCUCCUCUUGAUCUCUUAAGAAGUUGAUGUGUUUGUCAUCUGCGUGGAUCCUCUUGGCUUAGGUACGGAGCUCAUCUUCCCACUCUUUUCUUGUGUUAUUUUCACAUUAAAUGAAGAUUGUUCCUAGGACAAUUUACCUUUAACAUGUUACCCAGUUUGAGUCUGGAUGGACCAGCAAAACUUGUAGACAAGUUGUCACUAGAAUUCGGCUCCCUGGAGCCAUGGUUCUUCUCAGAGGUCAAAUUCUGAGAUCCCUGUUUCUGAUUUGCUUAAGAUUUGGCAAAGACAGGUUAGAUCCUGUUUUAUGUCCCUUCCUGCUCAGUUCCUUUUAAGUUCAGUUCCCUUUUGAAUUAUUAAUAUUUGACCAGAAGCAUUACUGAUGGAGAUAUCGGUGUGCUUUGCUUUAAAAAAUUUGACUUAAACUGAAAACCUUACAUAAGAGCUGCUUUAAUUUUCAGAAAACUUUCAAAAGAGCCAGCUUUCCUCAUGCAUGUAAAAUGAAAUGAAAAUAAACAAAAUCGACCCAACUUUGGGGAAGACCUUGAUUAUAAAGGCAAAGCAUUAAUAAAGAACACAACAGGCUUCCAUACCCUACGGCGUGCCUGCGUCUCCCUUCUGGGGCAUCUACUGCCACCUUCCUUUUUUCUUCUAUCAGAAUCUAGCCCAAAAGAAAGAUCUUAUAAAGCGAUUCAUACUGAUUUCUGGCUUGAUUAUGCUUUAGCACUACUUAACUUUUUAACUGGAAAAAAGGCUAUCGGCCAAAAUAAAGAAUUCCCCGUUGCAGGAUCUCUGCCUAAUGACUGGCUGAUUUUUAUUUUAUUUUUGUUUGUUAGGUAGUGGGGAGUCAAGUAGGCUUCCUGCCAGUCCCAUAGACCCUGUUCUUUAAUCUCAGGAAGAGCUCUGCUUUCCUCUCCUUUGUUCUGGGAAAGCUGCAAAAUGAACAGGAAUUCCAGGAGGGUGUGACAGAAAUCACUUACUCCUUUGGCCCGUGUUACCCAUCACUCCUGGAUGAAAGAGCAAUUUGUUAAUGAUGGGUAAGUGUGGAAAGAGGCAUCUGUUGCCAUUUGUAAAGAACCUCUUGGUUUUGCAGCACCCGGAAACUUACGAACUGGGGGCUAAUGAGGAUUGUGUGCCAACGUCAUAGGAAAACAAUUGUAGUCUCAAGACUAUAGGUGUUUGGGGGAAAUGGUAGCAACAGGUUCAUGUGGCACCUGUGCCAUAGCCAAGUCCCCAACAUGUGUACAACCUCUUUCAUAUACCUACUUCUUCCUAUAUUCAUUAAAUACUGGCUGAAGACCUCCUGGUCCCAGUCCCCUGUGCCUGAUGCUGGGAUAGAGGAUGACUAAGAUCUACUCUCUCUUUCAAGCACCCCACUUUAAUAGAGAAAAUGUGAAAAUAAGUAAUUACUAUGAUAUGAUAAGUUCUGUAAUAGAAGAAUUUACAUGGUAGUACAGUAUGAUUAGCCAUCCUUAGGAGAGCAGUGUGGCCAGAAGAGAGGAAUUUGGGGUUGAGGGGAGGAAUAGAAAAGAGGCAAAGGCCAGGGACAUUUUGAGCGAAUAAAUAGUUUCCAAGAAAGGUGUUUCAGAGAGAAUAGUGUUUGCAGGAGACACUGCUUUGGGAUCAAAGUGGAGAAGUAUUGGUAGAUGAAACAGAAUCUGGCAAGAAUCAGAUUGUGGAGAACCUUGUAAAUCUUGAAAAUGAAUUUGUAUUUUAGCAUCAGGCCUUUAGGAACCAUUGAAUUGUUUUUAGACAAGAAAAUAAAAACGAUACUGUUUGUGCUUUGGAAAUAUCAUUCUAGGGGCUUUUGCAAAAUGAACUUAAGUCUACAAGAACAAAAAACAGUUAAGAAUGUGUUCUAGAGCAAUAAAGGGAAAAAUAAAUAGGGUGUGCUGACAAAUUGGAGAAAAUGAUAGAGAGGGAGAAAUCUAGGAUGACUCUCAGGUGUAAGGCUUGAAUGAGUAGGAUAUUAAAAAUAUCAGUAAUGACAACAACAAUAAUAGUAGUUGUAAUUAUUGGACCCUUAUCAGGUGCAAAGGGUUUGGUUACAUGUGUUAUGUAGAUUAUUUCACUGAAUCAUUGUAAUGAUGUAAGUGCUGUAAUUAUCCUCGUUUUAGGUGAGAAAACUUGCAACUUUGAGAGAUGAAGUAAUAUAUCCAAGGUCACAUGGUUGGCCCCAGGUCCCCACAAGGGUUCUUCUCUGCACCUUGAAGAUGCACAUCCUUCCAGAUUCUGAUGUGUCAGCAGGAACUCAGCUGUGUGGAGGGUAGCUGAGUGGGAUUUCUGAGGAGGGGCAGCUCCAACUUCAUCUUGGCCCACCAUGAGGUUCUUCCUGCCUUGUGCUUACAUGCUUCUCCUGAUGAUUUCCCGGCUAAGGGCCGUCAGCUUUCCUGAAGAUGACGAACCCCUCAAUACUGUUGAUUAUCACUAUUCAAGGCAAUAUCCGGUUUUUAGAGGACGCCCUUCAGGCAAUGAAUCCCAGCACAGGCUGGACUUUCAGCUGAUGUUGAAAAUUCGAGACACACUUUAUAUUGCUGGCAGGGAUCAAGUUUAUACAGUAAACUUAAAUGAAAUCCCCCAAACAGAAGUAAUACCGAGCAAGAAACUGACAUGGCGGUCAAGACAACAGGACCGAGAAAACUGUGCUAUGAAAGGCAAACAUAAAGAUGAAUGCCACAACUUUAUUAAAGUAUUUGUUCCAAGAAAUGACGAGAUGGUUUUUGUCUGUGGUACCAAUGCAUUUAAUCCCAUGUGUAGAUACUAUAGGUUGAAUACCUUAGAGUAUGACGGGGAGGAAAUUAGUGGCCUGGCAAGAUGCCCAUUCGAUGCCAGACAAACCAAUGUUGCCCUUUUUGCUGAUGGGAAGCUAUAUUCUGCCACAGUGGCUGACUUCCUGGCCAGCGAUGCCGUGAUUUACCGAAGCAUGGGUGAUGGAUCUGCCCUUCGUACAAUAAAAUAUGAUUCCAAGUGGAUAAAAGAGCCACAUUUUCUUCAUGCCAUAGAAUAUGGAAACUAUGUCUAUUUCUUCUUUCGAGAAAUUGCGGUAGAACAUAAUAAUUUAGGCAAGGCCGUGUAUUCCCGUGUGGCCCGCAUCUGUAAAAAUGACAUGGGUGGCUCCCAGCGGGUCCUGGAGAAACACUGGACCUCGUUUCUGAAGGCUCGGCUCAACUGCUCUGUCCCUGGAGAUUCCUUUUUCUACUUCGAUGUUCUGCAGUCCAUUACCGACAUCAUACAAAUCAAUGGCAUCCCCACUGUGGUCGGGGUGUUCACCACACAGCUCAACAGCAUUCCUGGGUCUGCCGUGUGUGCAUUUAGCAUGGAUGACAUUGAAAAAGUAUUCAGAGGACGGUUUAAAGAACAGAAAACCCCAGAUUCUGUGUGGACAGCAGUCCCUGAAGACAAAGUACCAAAGCCAAGGCCUGGCUGUUGUGCAAAGCAUGGCCUUGCCGAAGCUUAUAAAACCUCCAUCGAUUUCCCUGAUGAGACCCUGGCAUUCAUCAAAUCCCACCCGCUGAUGGACUCUGCCGUCCCACCCAUAGCUGACGAACCCUGGUUCACCAAGACCCGGAUCCGGUACAGACUGACGGCCAUUGCUGUGGACCACACUGCUGGGCCCCACCAGAACUACACAGUCAUCUUCGUUGGCUCUGAAGCUGGUGUGGUGCUUAAAGUUUUGGCAAAGACCAGUCCUUUCUCUUUGAAUGACAGCGUGUUACUGGAAGAGAUUGAAGCGUACAACCACGCAAAGUGUAAUGCUGAGAACGAGGAGGACAGAAAGGUCAUCUCAUUACAGUUGGAUAAAGACCAUCAUGCUGUGUACGUGGCAUUCUCCAGCUGCGUGAUUCGCCUCCCACUCAGUCGCUGUGAGCGUCAUGGAUCCUGCAAAAAGUCUUGUGUUGCAUCUCGGGACCCGUAUUGUGGCUGGUUAAGCCAGGGAGCCUGUGGCAGAGUGACCCCGGGGAUGCUGCUGUUAACCGAAGACUUCUUUGCUUUCCAUAACCACAGCGCUGGAGGAUAUGAACAAGACACAGAAUAUGGCAACACGGCCCACCUAGGGGACUGCCAUGAAAUUUUGCCUACUGCAACUACACCAGAUUACAAAAUAUUUGGCGGUCCAACAUCUGACAUGGAGGUAUCUUCAUCAUCUGUUACCACAAUGGCAAGUAUCCCAGAAAUUACACCUAAAGUGAUUGAUCCCUGGAGACCUAAACUGACGAGCUCCCGGAAAUUUGUAGUUCAAGAUGACCCAAACACUUCUGAUUUUACUGAUCCUUUAUCAGGUAUCCCAAAGGGUGUGAGAUGGGAGGUCCAGUCGGGAGAGUCGAACCAGAUGGUCCACAUGAAUGUCCUCAUCACCUGUGUCUUUGCCGCCUUUGUUUUGGGUGCAUUCAUUGCAGGUGUGGCAGUAUACUGCUAUCGUGACCUGUUUGUUCGGAAAAACAGAAAGAUCCAUAAAGAUGCAGAAUCUGCCCAGUCGUGCACAGACUCCAGUGGAAGUUUUGCCAAACUGAAUGGUCUCUUUGACAGUCCGGUCAAGGAAUAUCAACAGAAUAUUGAUUCUCCCAAAUUGUACAGUAACCUGCUGACCAGUCGGAAAGAGCUGCCACCCAAUGGAGACACUAAAUCCAUGGUGAUGGACCAUCGGGGCCAACCUCCCGAACUGGCUGCUCUCCCCACACCUGAGUCUACACCUGUGCUUCAUCAGAAGACCCUGCAGUCCAUGAAGAGCCACUCAGACAAGGCGCAUGGCCAUGGGGCUUCAAGGAAGGAAACCCCACAGUUUUUCCCUUCUAGUCCACCACCCCAUUCCCCAUUAAGUCACGGGCAUAUCCCCAGUGCCAUUGUUCUUCCUAAUGCUACUCAUGACUACAACACAUCUUUCUCAAACUCCAAUGCUCACAAAGCUGAAAAGAAGCUCCAAAACAUUGACCACCCACUCACAAAGUCAUCCAGUAAAAGAGAUCACCGGCGUUCUGUGGAUUCCAGAAAUACCCUCAACGAUCUUCUGAAGCAUCUAAAUGACCCAAACAGCAACCCCAAAGCCAUCAUGGGAGAUAUCCAGAUGGCCCACCAGACCCUAAUGCUGGAUCCUGUGGGACCUAUGUCUGAGGUCCCACCCAAGGUCCCUAACCGGGAGGCAUCACUAUACUCUCCUCCUUCAACUCUCCCCAGAAAUAGCCCAACCAAGCGAGUGGAUGUCCCCACCACUCCUGGGGUCCCGAUGACGUCUUUGGAAAGACAAAGGGGUUAUCACAAAAAUUCCUCCCAGAGGCACUCUAUAUCUGCAAUGCCUAAAAACUUAAACUCACCAAAUGGUGUUUUGUUAUCUAGACAGCCUAGUAUGAACCGUGGGGGGUACAUGCCCACCCCCACUGGGGCAAAGGUGGACUAUAUUCAGGGAACACCAGUGAGUGUUCAUCUGCAGCCUUCCCUCUCCAGACAGAGCAGCUAUACCAGUAAUGGCACCCUUCCUAGGACGGGACUAAAGAGGACACCGUCCUUAAAACCUGAUGUGCCACCAAAGCCUUCAUUUGUUCCUCAAACCACAUCUGUCAGACCACUGAACAAAUACACUUACUAGGCCUCAAGUGUGCUAUUUUCUGUGUGGCUUUAUCCUGUCCAUGUUGUCGAGAGGAUGAUGUUGUAAGGGUACCUUAAGAUAAGAGACUCCCUUGUAUUUUAAGAGAACCGAGUGGCCAAAGAAACUCUUUCUAACUUUGGCAACAUCAGAACUUGCCACAUGUAGCUACUACAGCAAAGCUUCUGUGUACUUGCCCGAAAACAAAGGAAGGUGCUGGUCAUUCCAUUUCUUUUGUUUGAAGCUAAAGAGAUGUGCAGCUCCCGGGGGCUGCCUUACCAGUAUAGAGAGCUGAUACAGUACUCAGAAGAAUCUGUGAGCAAAUACUUGAAAAUGGGUUCAACUUAGACUACCAUUAUGUGUGGUCUUCCCAUUAAAUGUGAACAUUUUAAUUGUAUGCAUUCACCUUGCCUCUUGCACAAAUGUCAAAAAACAAUGGUAAUGUCUCAAAGAAAUGAACUUGUAGAUUACCAAACGAUUUGCUAAAAAUUCAGUCUUUGACCCAAACUGUAGCAUUUUUUUCAAGUGUGGCAUUUUUUUUUCAUGCCACCAAUGAACUGUAGUGUGUGUGUGUGUGUGUGUGUGUGCAUAUGCGUGCGUGCCCGCGUGUGUGUGUUGAGCGUGUGUGUGUUCUGUACCCACUAGGAUUUGUUUUGGUACCCAUUGCAUCUUUUUGUGCUGUGGACUUGUUUACAUUGAGCAUGACUGAACAAGAGACAGUAACUUCUUCCCACAGCAGUCCAUUGGGUUCAGCUUUGAGAAAAGAAAUAAAAUCAAGGUUGAUCUGGCCAUCAAAAUUAUUAACUCGACUCACAUGGUCCCCAAUGCCAGAAUGUAAGAGUUCUAAGUAAUUUUGUGCUGCUAUUCAUUAAAACUUCUAUUACAGUCUUGCCAGCUUAAGGAGAUAGAGAUGUUAAGAGGUAUCCUUGAUUUAUCCACCAGUAUUCAGUAGAACAAUUUACCUGUCCACUGUGAAUCCAAGCCUGACUCACUGUAUUUAACCUUGAACACACUAAUAAGGUUUUAUUUUGAUGUUGUUUGGUUUCUCCCAUGUAGUACAAUUUCUCUUCCUUUAACUCCUCCUACCCCCAAGAUAAAAGAACAAAACAAAGCAGAAGACAAAAGAAGGAAAUGUGAAAGGAAUUCUAAUUGGCCUAACAGAGAGAGUCUCUGAAAACCGAAAGUGGUGCAAUCAUGUUGUCUCUGUUGUGUCAUACGAGAAUUUUCUUCUAAGUCAUGCAGG